Molecule: messenger RNA, 147 nt
Organism: Cooperia oncophora
Lineage: Eukaryota; Metazoa; Nematoda; Chromadorea; Rhabditida; Trichostrongylidae
Source: the annotation of a GenBank genome assembly
AUGACUACUACAUUUACGCUUCCUCCGUCAACGGAAUAUCUCUCACCUGAGGUGGUCGCUGAGGAAACCGUCGAUGCUAUUCUCACCAAUAAGCGGAUAUUGUUGCUUCCUAAAAAGGCAUACUUGCUGUACGCUGCCAAAGGGUGA